Messenger RNA from Rangifer tarandus platyrhynchus (Svalbard reindeer), 342 nucleotides. Lineage: Eukaryota; Metazoa; Chordata; Mammalia; Artiodactyla; Cervidae. The record is from the annotation of a GenBank genome assembly.
AUGGGAGACAACAACACCUUCCGGGCAGGUGAGAAUGACAGCAAGUGCCUGGCGCACCGGAAAUAUGCCAGCCAAGCAAAGGGCAAGAAGGGCCAUGCAAAGGGUUCAGACACCUUCCCAUCUCUGCUGCCGGAUAGCACCAGGGCAGUGGAGGUGAAGAAGCAUGGGGCCCAGGUAGAUGACGCCACCGGGAAGGCACAGCGCAGCCUCUGCCAUCCCAGCUCGGGCUCCGUCCCCGAGGAGACCCCUGCAUUCUCCUGCACGGACGCUCCUCCAGCAGCCCCACUCUCGGGAGACGCCUGCAGAAGGGAGGCGCGGCCGGGGCCGCGCGGAGACUGCUGA